CGACCCGGAAAUCGAACCCGGAAACUUCUUGCUGUGAGUGCACCGUCUGACCCGGGAGCAGGGGCAGUGAGCAGAGGGCGUGGGGCUGUGUGAGACUGACAGAUGAUGGUCCUGGAUCAAGAGACAAAAAUAGUUUGUGCUUUUCAACUUCAAAAUGAGGGCCCACACAAGAGGAUGCUGUAAGGAUUCUUCAAAAGACAAUAGCUUCCAAUGAACAGUGCAGUAGCGGAACAUCCCCUCCUACAAUGAGGUCUGCUGGGAUCUGUUUUCUUCUGCUAUCAAACUGGUCAUGGGUCAUAUGUGCACCUCUAGAAGCAGAAACCAAAGAACUGCAGUACCUCAUUGAGCCUCCUGUAUAUGCUGAGGUGACAGGCCGCAGAGGGGACAAUGUCACCUUACCAUGUUUACUGAGAAAUAAACCUAAACAUUACAAAGUUAAAUGGACCAAACUGGACCCGGAGUCGAUGGGAGUGCAGAAUGUUGUCAUGAUGCUCAGUGCUCAGGGCUACAAACCCUACGGCCAUUUGGGAAAACGCGCCUCACCCCGGAACGCCCACGCCAUGGAUGUGUCCUUAGAGCUCAGCCACCUGACGCUGGAGGACGGAGGCAGGUACCGCUGUGAGCUCAUCGACGGCAUAGAGGACGAGAACGUGGUCAUUACUUUGAGUAUAGAAGGAUUAGUGUUCCCAUAUCAGAGCAAACACGGCCGAUACAGAUUCACUUUCCAUGAGGCAAAGCAGGCGUGUGCGGAGAAUGAUGCCAUUUUAGCUACAUUUGACCAGCUCUACCGAGCCUGGACAGAGGGCUUGGACUGGUGUAAUGCCGGCUGGGUCCAUGAUGGGACUGUGCACUACCCGAUCAUCCAGCCUCGAGCGGCCUGUGGAGAAGGGCUGCUGCCGGGCAUCCGCAGCUAUGGACCCAAGGACAAGAAGCGUGAUCAUUUCGAUGCAUUCUGUUUCACCUCGUUAGCGCCUGGAUCUGUCUUCUAUGCGCGGGGCUCCUUCUCCUAUAAGCAGGCAGAGCUUGCUUGUGCAGAGAAAGGAGCAAAGCUAGCUGACGUUGGACAGUUAUACUCUGCCUGGCAUUUCCACCAGUACGACCGGUGUGAUGGAGGAUGGCUGAGGGACGGCAGUGUGCGCUUCCCCAUCAGCAACCCCAGGAGGCGCUGUGGUGGUGUCUCAGAGGCUGGGGUGCGCUCUUUUGGGUUCCCGGACAGAAACGCUCACCUUUACGGGGCUUACUGUUAUCGGUAAUGAGUGGGUAACUAUAAUUUGGACUUGUGUGAAUGUAAAUCUUACUAUUGCUGCUUUAAUUUUUUUGUUUUAUGAAUAUGGUUGUGACUGUAAGUAUUUGUGUAUGUAAUUACAACAUGACUAAAAUCAAAUCAAGAUGAUGGGACUAUUUUCUGUGUCUUCACUUGUGGAUUUAAUAGAUACUGUAUAUACAACUAAAUAUACUCGUGUUUAUCCAUGUUGUUAUUCUACAUGCUGACAAAA
This is a messenger RNA of Periophthalmus magnuspinnatus, 1496 nucleotides long. It is a transcript of the gene hapln2, whose product is annotated as hyaluronan and proteoglycan link protein 2. Gene Ontology annotation, biological process: cell adhesion. The coding region runs from base 246 to 1253 and encodes 335 amino acids. Gene Ontology annotation, molecular function: hyaluronic acid binding. NCBI's taxonomy places the organism in Eukaryota, Metazoa, Chordata, Actinopteri, Gobiiformes, Gobiidae. The record is from RefSeq and is a predicted model, not a curated record. The transcript has 7 exons.